AUGGGGUUCUAUGACAUUAAAGGAACACAUAGGCCACAUGCAUCGAAUACAGAAGACGAAUCAGUGUCAUUACUAUCUGGCUCUAGGCGACACAGUGAAACGUAUUUCAAUUAUCAGGCGACACCAGCUGCACAAAAAGUUUCAUCCAAAUAUGAUCCGACAAAUCCAAACAAGCACAAACUAGGCACUUAUGAUGGGGUCUUCGUGCCGACAGCUCUAAAUGUUUUAUCUAUUUUGAUGUUUCUCAGAUUUGGUUUCAUCCUUGGCCAAUUAGGAAUAAUUUGCACAAUGGGACUUCUGCUACUCAGUUAUAUCAUCAACUUAUUAACCACUCUCAGUAUUUCUGCUAUCUCUACAAACGGCACGGUGAGAGGGGGUGGUGCUUAUUACAUGAUUUCAAGAUGUUUAGGACCAGAAUUUGGUGGCUCCAUUGGAUUAGUGUUCUUUUUAGGGCAAGUAUUCAAUAGUGGCAUGAAUGCUAUUGGUAUAGUGGAGCCAAUACUGUAUAACUUGGGACAAAAUAUAUCUGGAGGACCUCAAGCUGCAUUAUUCCCUUUAUUGCCAAGAGGCGAAUGGUUUGAGUUCUUAUAUGCCACUACAAUUUUAUUUAUUUGCAUUGGAAUCGCACUUGUCGGUUCUCAGACAGUUUCAAAAGCUGGAAAUAUCCUUUUCUUCGUCCUUGUAGCAUCAAUUGCAUCCGUCCCAUUAUCUGUAUUAUUUCAAUCUCCUUUCGUGGAAAAAUCCAUCAUUUACACAGGCCCAUCGUGGGAAACUCUUCGGACUAAUUUAUACCCUCACUUUACCGAAGGUGCUGCAGGCUCUUUAUUGAAGUCUAAGGAAACCUUUAGCUCACUAUUCGGAGUUUUCUUCCCAGCAACAGCUGGUAUAUUCGCCGGUGCAGGUAUGUCAAGUGAACUACGUAAACCAUCAAAAUCCAUCCCCAAAGGAACUCUGUGGGGACUUCUAUUUACUUUUAUUUGUUACGCCAUCGUUGUCAUUUCUAUGAGUGUUUCAAUUCCAAGAGAUACCUUACAUAAAGAAGUACAAAUUAUUCAAUCUGUCAGCUUCAUUCAGUGCAUUAUUUUUUGCGGAGAAUUAGCUACGUCUUUAUUCUCCAUAAUUGUCGGUAUGGUAGGUGCCUCUUACGUCCUAGAGGCUAUUUCCAAAGAUGCUAUUUUACCAUCUCUGGACAUCUUUUGUAAGAAGCCCAUCAUUUCAUUGCUAUUUACGUGGUUUUUAACCCAACUAUGUUUAUUCUCAGAUGUCAAUAAGAUUGCAUCAUUCAUAACUAUGACCUUUCUUAUGACUUUCAUAGUGAUGAAUUUGGCAUGCUUUUUGUUAGAGAUUGCCGCAGCUCCAAAUUUCAGGCCGUCGUUCAGAUACUUUGACAGGUACACCGCUUUAUUUGGAGCAAUAACCUCAGUUAUUGCGAUGAUUAUUGUAGAUGGAAUUAUAGCAUCUGCCUUGAUGUUUGCAAUGAUUAUACUUUUUCUAAUUAUUCAUUAUUUUUGUCCACCCAAAUCGUGGGGCGAUGUUUCACAGAGCUUGAUUUAUCAUCAAGUAAGAAAAUACUUACUAAGAUUGAGACAGGAUAAUAUUAAAUAUUGGAGGCCUCAAAUUUUGCUUUUCGUUGAUAAUCCCAGAACAAGUUGGAACUUGAUUAAAUUUUGCAACCAUUUAAAAAAAGGUGGUCUAUAUAUACUGGGACAUGUCACUGUCUGCGAAAAUUUCCAAAGUCAAUUCUCUGAGUUAAAGAUCCAAAGGAACGCGUGGAUGGAAAUAAGAGAUCUAGCAAGUGUUAAGGCAUUUGUUCAAAUUGCAGCGGGCCCAACAUUGCUCUGGGGCAUAAGAAACGUAUUUCUUGGUUCAGGGUUGGGAGGAAUGAAGCCGAACAUUACCGUCAUUGGGUUUUAUGACCUAAAAUCAUACCGCCUAAAAGACCAACCAGUACUAAAUAAUUUAACGGCUUCAAGGAAUCCCAAGACUAACGAUGUCCAGAUUAAUAUCCCACAAGAGCAGCUAUCUUCAUUACCUACAGACUCAUGCAAAUAUGAACAAAAGAUUAGAGUAGAGCAAUGGGUGGAGAUUAUAGAAGAUCUAUCACUGAUGCAAUCUAAUAUUGCCAUUGGCCGUGGCUUUGCUUCACUAGUUUUACCAAGCAAAAAUACGAGAGGGCAGAAAAAAGGAAUCAUUGACUUAUAUCCGAUUCAAAUAUGUGGAACAAUGAACGGUUCACAAGAGUAUCCAUCUAUGGUGACGUCGAAUUUUGAUACUUAUACGUUAAUACUGCAGUUAGGUGCAAUUCUGGUCACCGUUCCUGACUGGAAACGUACUCACUCACUUCGGGUAAUAUUAUUUGUGGAGAGAGAAGUUGACAGGAGUGAUGAGGGCCAAAGAAUAACAAAACUUCUACAGGUAUUAAGAAUUGAAGCUGAAAUAAUGGUAGUCUCGCUAGAACAAUUUAGAGUUUACAAUGCAAUUGUGAAAGGUGAUCAGACCGCGAUGGAAUAUGUAAAUUCCAUGCUUAAAGACAAUGAAUGGUGGAGUGAUCUUAUAGAGGCAAGAAGAACGCUAGCUCCCAGGAGAAGAUUUUCUACAUCAAACCCCGUUCCUAUGAAUCCUCAACACAUGAAGAUACAAAAAUCUAAUACUACCAAACUCCAAAAAUUAGGCGCUUCUUUCAAAAUGAGCUCUAGUAUGCCAAAAGAAGGCUUAAGCACACCAGUAAUUAGUGAUGAUUCCGACGAAGAUACUGAACAAAGUACUUUGAAGGGUUCUCAAUUGUCAAUCCAGCAAAUUGCCAGAAAAUUAAAUCACAUAAGAUCGAAGAAGGAAGCUGAAGAAAGAAUUCAGGGUACAGUAAAAAUGGAUAAACAGUUCCACAGGGUCAAAUCGAAACAUAAUCUCAAGCCGGCAUUUUCUAGUCUUGCUUUGCCAAAUACUAAAGUUUUAGAAGAUGGUACAGGUGAUAAACCAACAUUGGUUCCUGUACUAGAUGAUCAAAUAAUAGAAAGUAGUACUGGCACAAGUUCAAGACGCAAAUCCGUACAACCCCAACUGUCUCCAUGCUGCUCGCAAGAAAGUUUAGUGGCUGCAAUGGAAAAACUGAAAUUUGAUGAUUUGCCCAGUCGCGCACAACACCUAAUUUUGAAUGAUAUGAUGACCCAGUUAUCGAAAAAUUCGAAAUUGAUAUUUUCAACGUUACCUGUCCCAGCAUUAGGCACCCAUAAAGACCCAGCUGCAAGUUUAGAUUAUGUGGAAGAUUUGGAUAUCUGGCUAGAAGGAUUACCACCCACUAUGCUAAUUAACUCACAGACGGUUACUGUCACGACAGCAUUAUAA
This is a messenger RNA of Kazachstania africana CBS 2517, 3342 nucleotides long. It is a transcript of the gene VHC1, whose product is annotated as Vhc1p. Gene Ontology annotation, biological process: chloride transmembrane transport; potassium ion import across plasma membrane; chloride ion homeostasis. Gene Ontology annotation, cellular component: membrane. The record is from RefSeq and is a predicted model, not a curated record. Gene Ontology annotation, molecular function: potassium:chloride symporter activity. The transcript has a single exon. Lineage: Eukaryota; Fungi; Ascomycota; Saccharomycetes; Saccharomycetales; Saccharomycetaceae. The coding region runs from base 1 to 3342 and encodes 1113 amino acids.